ACCGCGCGGGUCCCGCUCAUUCAAUACGGUCUGGACCGGGUCCUGUUCAAUGAGGGUGUUUACACUCUUCAGGAUCCGAGGACGAGGGUGUGGAACUUCGAUCCAUAUCUCGCAAAGAUCAUGCCCGUUGAUCAGUUUGAUUUCGAUGCGCUGAAGGAAUACAUCACGUCGUCGAAGGAUACGCUUCUCAUGGAGAUUACGAGAAAAUAUAAAAAGAAAUACACUGGAUCAACGUCCAGCAUGACCUCAACUAUGGCACAUUUCCACUACCUUCUCUCACGUUGGCGGCGCAUCGACACGUCUCGCUUGUCUAAAGAAUACAAUGUCCAACUUGACAACUUUGCCGCAAUUCAGAGGGCACCGGCAGCGACAUUUCUGAAUUACAAAGAUGGUGCUUAUGCUAUCGACGCAGACAAGCAGUGGGACUCUGAUACAAUACUCAGCAUGCUAGGAAAGUCCAUGGAAAAGCUCCUGACUGUUCCCAAGGAUGAGUUCGAAAAGUACCGGCGGAGCAACUCCCACCAGCUGACCGAGGAAGAACGAGACCAGGACGAAUCGUACCACUAUACCACGUAUGGUGAUUUCAUGAUGCGAUCUCAACUUGAUGCGUACGACCCUCGUCUUCCCGGCACCGGUGUCUUUGACUUGAAGACUAGGGCUGUCGUUAGUAUCCGCAUGGACGCACGCAACUACACCAAAGGCGUUGGCUACGAGAUCCGGCAACGCUUUGGGCAGUGGCAGUCUUUUGAACGGGAAUAUCACGAUAUGAUGCGGUCUGCGUUUCUCAAGUACUCACUACAGGUUCGCAUGGGUCGCAUGGAUGGCAUUUUCGUGGCGUAUCACAAUACUGAGCGCAUAUUCGGCUUCCAGUACAUCCCACUCGAGGAGAUGGACCAGUCUAUGCACGGAACGAUGAACAAGGAACUGGGAGACAGAGAAUUCACGGCAAGUCUCAAGCUGUGGAAUAGGCUCCUCAAUGAAGCAACGGCCAGAUUUCCGGAGCAAUCUCUUCGGAUUUUCGUCGAGACCAGACCCUCUCAGUCAGUGCCAUUCAUGUACUUCUUUGCCGAGCCUGUCACCGAGGAAAUGAUCAAGGAGAUACAAGAGAGGAAGAAGGAAGACGUUGAUCAAUUCCGUGAGCAAGUUCUUGGCAUGCCGCCCAUCAGGGAGGAUGCAGAAGCUACUACCGAAACCCCCACACAGGCCAGUGCUUCAACAGAACCAUCAUGGAGCGGCUCACUUGAACCGGCGAAGGCUGCAGAUCAGGAGCCAGAACAGCUGGCCAAAACCUCGAGCGAGGAUAACGUGCAAUCAUCAGUGGAUGCCGACGUCCCGGAAGGCCCAUCACCUGCAGUAGAGGACACCACUGACGCGGAAGAUGCAGAAAAGGAUGCCGAUAAACCGCUCUUCGGCAUGGUCUUGACAAUCCGAAAUAAAGUAAAUGGCAAGCAUGUGGAUCGACCCGAAAAGCUCGAAGCUGACGACUCGUGGGAUGUCGAAUACACUAUGGAGGAGGUCACCAAUCCAAACCGGAAACAAGAGUUGUACAGUGCGAUCCAGAAUCGACGCAAGGCAGCUCAUUGGAAGGAUCCGAAAGGCGAUAGUUUUGCUGCCUUUGGUGGGGCCCUGCGCAAGUACACGAAGAAAGGCAGGGACUUCAGAUCAAAGGAG
Cryphonectria parasitica EP155 is the source of this 1671-nucleotide messenger RNA. RefSeq lists its product as uncharacterized. Gene Ontology annotation, biological process: mitochondrial RNA 5'-end processing. The annotation marks the transcript as partial. Gene Ontology annotation, cellular component: mitochondrial envelope; mitochondrion. The transcript is spliced from 3 exons. Lineage: Eukaryota; Fungi; Ascomycota; Sordariomycetes; Diaporthales; Cryphonectriaceae. The record is from RefSeq and is a predicted model, not a curated record.